Messenger RNA from Anneissia japonica, 1901 nucleotides. RefSeq names its product lisH domain-containing protein FOPNL-like. NCBI's taxonomy places the organism in Eukaryota, Metazoa, Echinodermata, Crinoidea, Comatulida, Comatulidae. The coding region runs from base 160 to 672 and encodes 170 amino acids. The transcript is spliced from 5 exons. Gene Ontology annotation, cellular component: ciliary basal body; centrosome; motile cilium. The record is from RefSeq and is a predicted model, not a curated record. Gene Ontology annotation, biological process: microtubule anchoring; cilium assembly. Gene Ontology annotation, molecular function: protein binding.
AAUAUUCAUUACGUACGGUGCAGCCAUCUUUCGCGUGUCGCGGUACUUCGCUAAUAUAGAGGCGCGAAGUUCAAUUUUAUUUCUAGUGUUACUACUAGCACCAGUCUAGGUUUGCCUCGUAGUUGACCAAAGUGCAAUAUUUAUUUACUUUUGUUGGAAAUGGCAGCAAUUCAGGACCUUAAAUCUGUUCUAAAGGAGACAUUGGAAAAUAGAGGUACUUUAGAUCAAAUCAAAGCUAGAGUCCGUGCCGAGGUUUUUCAUGCCCUCAACGACACCGAUGAACCACGUCCUCCAAUGAGCAACGAAAAUAUGUUGAUAAAUGAGCUUAUUUUAGAGUAUCUUGAGUACAACAGUUACAAAUAUACAUCAUCAGUUCUAACAGCUGAAUCAGGUCAACCUCAACCCAGACUUGAUCGACAGUUUCUUACCAGUGAGUUGAAUUUGAUUGAAAACCAAGAGUCCGCUUCACUUCCGUUGAUUUACAGUUUGUUGACACACUUUACACAUGGCAAACCGAGAACAAAUUACCAACCAUCCAUCGCAAGACCAUCUGCCAUACAUAAUUUAGCUACAAAACAAAAUCAUGACAAGCGAAGGCAUUCAGAAGACGAGUUACAUGGCUUUGAGGGCAUACAUGAAUCGCCAGUGCUAUUGCGAGGAGAACGACGAUGAAAUUUAAUGUAAUCUCAACCAGGACUACAAUAGUAGAUGACUUGCAGUUGUCUCCAGCUUACAAUAGGUACCACAGUCGUGUCAUCACAACAACCAGGUAGCGCCCUCUGUUGCCAACCAAACAUUGGUUACCGUUCAUUGCGCCUGAAUGACUUCAUAAGCUUUCUGAAAUAGGCAUUUUAAAAUCUAAUAUUUUACCAUCAAAAUGUACUAAAAACACAAAAGCUUGCAUUACAUUAGUUAUCAAACACACAUUUAGUCAUCAAUUAAAAAUUUACAAAGAAAAACUAAGAUACAACAUCCUAAUAAUUAUGUUAGAAAUUGGCAUCAUUGGUUUGUCAGUGGAUAAAAUGGUGUCCGGUUGAAUGCAUUUUGCAACGAUUACAACGGAGUAGUAUCACAUGGUAUUGUGAUGUAACACUAUAGUACUCUAUACAGUAGCAACAAAGGCUCUGUCAAGAAUAUACAAUUUUCUUUGACGAAAACUGUUGUAUGCCCAUUUAUAGUCAUGAUGGGCCUAUAUUAUAUGGUCGUGAUGUGACGUCAUCAUGACCAUAUUUAGGCAUGUCAUAUGUUUUUGUCAAAUCAAAUUUGAAAAUGAUAGUUUGGACAGGGCUUUAAGCUGAUUUGCUUAAAUGCUUAUGUUAAAAUAUGGAUGAUGUGACAAUAAACCAAUACAAGCUCCAGGCUCACCACAGCUAGAUAAUAUUUGCAGGCCUGAGAAUGGAGGUAUCUGUUGUGGUUGUGUUUGUUCAAUAAUGCCUUUUGAUAACAAUAUCGAUAUUGUGUACAUCAUUAUCAGAGUCAGUAAACGUUUACAGAUAACUAUAGCAGCGGUUCCAUACGAAAAAUAAUUAGGGGUCUACCAGGUCAAAGGGGUCCGCGAAAAAUGUGGGGGUCCGCAAAAAUGUUGGGAGUCUAGAUUAUCACGAUUCCAUUAUUUUUUCUUGUCUUACAAUAAUGAAAUACCUUUGACAGCCAUGAAUUUGUUCACUGCGAAUUGUUUUAAUUGCCAUUAUAUUUUAAUUCCAAUAAUUUAUUGGUGAAUCUUUCAAAUUAUGUAUUCUCUAUGUAAAGAUUUUUGGUAUAGGAGAGCCACUUCAUAGUGGUAAUCCUCAGGUAAAGUACAUCUUGUUUCCUCUUGCAUUGCUUUUGCCUGCAUAUUAAAUAAAUUUAAAAAAUCAGGAGGGAGCCCUAAAUGUGACAAAAUUAAAGUAAAUGAGGGAUAA